Messenger RNA from Frieseomelitta varia, 521 nucleotides. RefSeq lists its product as uncharacterized. The record is from RefSeq and is a predicted model, not a curated record. The transcript has a single exon. Bases 34 to 438 code for a protein of 134 amino acids. Lineage: Eukaryota; Metazoa; Arthropoda; Insecta; Hymenoptera; Apidae.
AUUAGAUUAUUCGAUGUAUACGUAACGGUAAUUAUGUCUGAUGAAGAAGAUAUAGAUAUAAAUAAGAAGUUCGAAGAUUUACUACUCGCUGAAGAAAAUGCCCAAGAUAUAGGUUACAAAGAAGGUUUCGAAUUUGGCAAAAAACAUUUUGUAACUGCAUUUCAUUAUGGACACCAUAAAGGCAGUUCGUUAGGUGCACAAUUGGGGUAUUACAGUGGUAUUUUGGAACAAUACUUGAGUACUAACGAAUGUAACACAGAGAAGAGUGUUUCCAUUGCACGAAAGCUUUUGCAGGAUAUUUAUAAUGUUCCCAAAUUUAAUGACGAGACGGUGGAUAUGUUGAAAACCAUAGAUAAUAUUAAAUCUCAAUAUGCCAAAUUUUGUGCACUAGCGAAAAUAUGUUCGUCAUACCCAGAAACGGAUAAACUGAAUUUUUAAUUACACAAGAAUAUACUUAAAUGAACAAAAACCAAAAUAAUAUUACUAAUGUUUUGGCUUCAUAUUUUUUGUUUCUCAUAGUC